AUUUUUCCCCCCAAAUUGUAAAAUAAAAGGGUGAAAAUAAACUAGUGUACGUAUCAAAUACGGCAAAUAUUCCAACUGACAACAAGCACGUACAUAUUUUUUAUCCAUCAAGAGGAUAAAACAGUAACGGCAACAAACACUGUCCCUUCCCUACCGUAAAUCACCAGCGAAUCCCAACGAAUCAUUUUUUUUUAUUCCAUCGUGUAUACAUAACAUUAUUAUUAUGGGUUUGUUGUAUUAAAAUUAAUAAUGUGGACAGUCAGUCGACGUUCAGAUGAGUGCGAGGAAGAACGUCCGCAGGUGGCAAGUGGCCCCCGGGCGUUGAUCCGUCGGUGAAAGGAAUUCACAUUUUUUUUUUCCCUCCCAGGUUUUGACAUUUUUUAAUGACAUCUUUAGUAAUUUUCAUUCUCACGAGCAUACUCUAGUUCAUUGUCAUUCCGGUGGUCAGUUGGAAUUUAAUCAGCACCCUCUCCGAGGUGGGGUUUGGUGACUGUGAGAGGGGUGUCAUGGUGCCAGUGUCGUUCAAGGGUUUGGAGUCUCCAGAACGUGUUUAGGAGUCGUGACAAUUAUUCGAGAUUUCUUUAUUUUACAUUGAAUAACUGAUCAAGGGGUGGAAACAUGUCGGGGAUACCUGUGCUCCUCAUCACUGCCAAUGUUGGCAGCAUCUUCGAGGAGCCUGCAACUAUGCUGAAAGUAUGGACCGAAGAAUUUUUGUCCACUGUUUCGAGACUGGAUCCAAAGUUUAUAGCGCUGCACUGCCAGGAAGUAGGUGGAAAAAAUUAUGAACAAAGCAUGAGGCACGUCGAAGACUUUGUUAGGUUACUCAUGUCCUCCGAGGAAUUACGGCUCUUCGAUAAAGUCAGGGUUUAUCUGGAUGAGGAUUUCUCAUCGGCCGAGCAUUUCACAGCACUUGGCAAUUUUUACUUCGUUCAUGAGUCCUUGAAAGACGUUUUAUUGUGGGAUUUCAAAGACUGCACAUUCAUCUCGGUGAGUGGAAAAGAGGUUCAUUCCGGCAACAUUGAGGCAGUAACGACAAAGGAAAAAGCAAAAUUCCCUCAGGAUUUUUUUCCGGAGUGCAAAUGGUCGAGAAAGGGAUUUUUACGUACACGAUGGAGUGUCAGUGGAACAGUAUUUGAUCUCAUUAACAUUCACCUGUUUCACGAUGCUAGUAACUUUAUUGCAAUGGAAACUUUUCCGUCAGUAUAUAGCAAAACCCGGAGGAGGGCACUUGAACACACCCUCGAACGAUUUCAUAAUGAUGAGUAUGAAAAUGCACCGUAUUUUCUAUUCGGUGAUUUUAAUUUUCGAACAGAUACCGCCGGUGUCAUAAAGAAACUUACCGAAGAUACUCACGAAAGCAAGCUGUCGAGUAAGGGUAAUAUUUCUAGAUUACAGUUUCGCAACAAUGAAGAGAAUCUGAUCCUAACACUAGGGAAAAAAGAGUUUUCCCAUUGCGAGCAUCGACACGUAUUCGCUGAGAACAGUGGUCGAUGGUUGCGUGAGUAUGAUCGGGAAUUGGAGGACUUCGAGGGGAGGCUCUUUGAAUUUCCAAUCGAGUUUGUGCCGAGUUAUCCAUUUGAAGAGGACAUCAAACAAGGAGCUAAUUAUAUGCAGACAAGAGUACCUGCUUGGUGUGAUAGAAUACUGUUGAGCCCGACUGCUAAAACACUAGUGGAAAAUAUAUCAUCAUCUGAUAGCGUGGAAUAUGGUAUCAUCGGAGCGACCACUUGCAUGGGCGAUCACAAGCCAGUCUAUCUACGGGCGAUCUUAUCCACGGAUGCAGGUAUGAUUAAUUGCUGUAAUGGAAAAUUUCCUCAAAUGUGUUUUAAAGUGCCCGAUAAUUAUCACGAAUUAUUGUCAAUGUUGCCUGGCUGUGAAACUAGUUAUUCACGUGUACGUUCAAAUGAUCGUGUAUCAUCAUCAACGGGGCUUUUGCACGCUGUACCAAUUGAGCAUGAUCCGUAUACACCGGACAGCAUGGAUAGUCCUAGUCCAAGUACAUUUGCAGUGCCAACAGAUAGUGAAAUCCAAGAACUGGAUCCAUCAUCAUCAGAACCAUCAAAACAUCACAAAGAAGCAGUAAAACGUUUGGAUUCAGCUGUAUCACCUGCCCUCCUCAAGUCUCGAUUAGAGCUCAUUGUUCAGAUCAAUGAAAAUGCCGAAAGAGAAAGAAGAAAGAAAAAAGACUUGAGUGAAUGUCGACUUCGAUCCUGGCCAGACACUGACGACAGCAAUUUGUUGGGAAUGCGUCAGCACAGGUGCAACAGUGACGUCUCCUGGCAGCGUCACUGGCACGAGGAGAUAGUCCAGAGGAAUUUAUCAGACACAAGCUCAGAUGACAAUCAGAAUUGUCGAAUUAUAAUUCCACGAAUAGCGAUAAUAAACGCCAGUAAUUUUCAGUCUAAUGAAUCGUCGGUUCAUUCUCCCCAGGAGGAACGCCUGGACAUAAAUUAUCAUCGACAAUCAGAUAGUAAAGAUGGCACCAGUGGUGAUGGCUCGAGUUUGGAGCUUGAUAUUGAUGAUGUACAAUCGGAUUUUCAUAAAAGAGGGGGAAAAGUUUCGGCUGCACAGGACAGUGGGCUGGAUACUCUGGAUGUUGAUGAUGGAUUCUCAAGGGGUGGAUCCACUGGAUUCAGCUCGAAUGAGACUACUUCGACGUUGCCUUUGGACUCGGAGAAGGACGAGUGUCAGGUGGAGGUGAAAAAUUGUGAAAUUGUCAGUCAGAAAGUGUUGAGUAAUGAGAUGGACGAGGUUAUGAUCGUUGUUGAGGGGCCCAGAAGUGAUUUGCCAGCUCGUGGCGGUGAGGAUGUUGACAGUGGAAGUGAUACGAUAAGACUCAGGGCCCACAGGGCCAGCCAAAGAUAUCGCAGUGACCUUCUUACGAAGAAGAGAACAUGCUGUAAGUGCUGCUGCAUCAUAACCUAGCAAACUUUUGGAAUUCGGAUAUUUGUUGAUAUUUAUUAUUUAUCGUUUGGAGGUGUUACCGCAGAGUUAUUGAAUUAUUUCUCAUUGGGGUAUGAGUAUUGAGGGGAUUGGGAGGGGAAACCGGGAGAAAAUAGUUUAUGGGGGUGGUGGGGCAGAAUAGGACAUCAGGAUAGUUCAUUAGUGAAUGAGUGACUGAUUAAUUAUGUAAUCAGUCGAGCAGGAAUAUUAUUAAGGAAAAUAGGAUUUCAACGAUUCCUGAGUGGAGUUGUAGUGGGAUAAUCACAUUGUUAAUUAAUGUGGUGUCCAUGGGGUAAUUAAUGUAAUAUUGGAGGGUAAGGAAGUGGUGAAUAUCGAGGGAACGAGCAAGAGGGAGAUUUUUUAUGGUGAAGGGAGGGUGAUAAGUCAAUUAAAUGGUGGGGAAAGGAGAAUUUGGACGGUUCUCCAUUUUUCCCCCACUCUAUCCCUUCCAAACUUACUGCGAAAGUUCCUUAAUUACACUUUUUUUUUAUUAAAUAUUAUAUCUCUUGCAGUCCUCGCCAUUUACAGUGGGAUUCCCACUUUCUUUCCUUCGUAAUUUGAAAUUUGUGUAUGCAAAACUGCCAAAGUUAGAAGCUUUUCUAAGUUUGUAAUAUUGCUUAAGUGUUGAAUUACUAGUGUAUGUUGUUAGACUGUUAGUAGUAUUGUUCGAUGAACAGGUAAUACCGGUGCGUGUGCCAUUUUAAUAUUGAAAUUUCAAUAUAAAAUUUAUUCUAGUUUAUUUACGUAUAUUUAUUGAGAUGAUUUAGUUGAUUUUUGUUACAGCUCUGGUACUUAAAUAUCGAAAGAGAAAUAUAUCACAAAUUAUUGUUGGCAUGUUAUCUACACAUCUCUGAUCUGUAAUCAAUGCAUCGAUUUUCCCCCAUUUUCAUUUGUCUGAUAAUAGGUAGUAAUUUUCCCUCGAAAUUUUUCCAGUGAAAGAAACAUUUUUUGUUCCUUUAUUGAUAUCAUCUCACGUGUAUUGUUGUUGUUCACUAACACUGUUGUCAUUAUUUUAGAAAUCUAUCUUGAAACUGAAUUGAAUUAUUUAAUUUUUAGUGGUAUCUUUAGUUAUGAAAAUUCACUUGUGGCCUUGAUUGUCUUACUCGAGUGAUACGGUUUGUGCAAGACCUGGAUAUCGUGUUGGUUUUUCAAUUUUAUCGAGGAAUAUUGAUGUUUAUGCACGUUCUAAGGUUUUUCUGUCAAUUUUAAACCCACGUUUUUCGUGGAUACGAAGUUUACGGUUGUGAGGGUCAAAGUAAGUGGAUCAAGUGACUUUCUACAUCUUUACUAUUUUCUUCGAUUGUUAAAAAUGAUUCUGUAUUUAUCGAGUAGGACGUGAACAUCUUGAAAUUUAAAGACUCAUUACUCUAUUCACAAAAGUCCGUUAGUGGCUCAUUGAUUCAUUUUUAAUUAGAAAUUAUCAUAAAAGUCCAUGAGUUCACAGUUUAUUAGUUAAUUCUGAUACAGAUUUUUUUUUUUCUUGAAAAUACUCAAUACCAGGUAUUUAGAUACAAAGUUUCUCAUUAUGUAGGACGAAUCCAUGUAGUAAAUACUAACGUUAUGUGUUACUUGAGAAACUUUUAUGUAGUGAGUACACGAAUAUUUAGUAUUUAGCGUUCUUCAUGUAUAAGUAUUCCAAUAUUCAGUAUUUUCAUCGGUUAUAAAUCCUGAAUACUGCAAUGUUUAGUACUUAAUCUAGUAUUUAACUAAAAUUUUACUUAAGUGUAUCCCACACUCCUAUCAUUAUAACUUCAGAAUUCAAACUCAAAACGAAUACUUAUUAACAAAUACUUAUUUGAGACACUUGCUUUGAUCUUCGAAUAAAAAUUUCACUGUGAAAACGAACCAAAAAAUGUU
Diachasmimorpha longicaudata is the source of this 4800-nucleotide messenger RNA. It is a transcript of the gene 5PtaseI, whose product is annotated as Inositol polyphosphate-5-phosphatase type I. The record is from RefSeq and is a predicted model, not a curated record. The transcript is spliced from 10 exons. The coding region runs from base 619 to 2925 and encodes 768 amino acids. NCBI's taxonomy places the organism in Eukaryota, Metazoa, Arthropoda, Insecta, Hymenoptera, Braconidae. Gene Ontology annotation, biological process: phosphatidylinositol dephosphorylation. Gene Ontology annotation, molecular function: inositol-polyphosphate 5-phosphatase activity.